Penaeus chinensis is the source of this 1736-nucleotide messenger RNA. Its product is annotated as cell wall protein DAN4-like. Bases 67 to 1182 code for a protein of 371 amino acids. Lineage: Eukaryota; Metazoa; Arthropoda; Malacostraca; Decapoda; Penaeidae. The transcript is spliced from 7 exons. The record is from RefSeq and is a predicted model, not a curated record.
GAUUCAGUAGUUGGGUUGCCAGCCACAGCUUGAAGAGCCUAAGCCGGAGAAAUAUACAAAGACAAGAUGGGAAAAUUCCUUGCGUCGUUGCUGUUCCUAGCAGUGGUUGGAGGCGGCCAAUCCCUGACCUUCCAAGAGAAAUAUGACAUUUGGAGCGUCGAUCUUAUGCCAGGUUUCAUGAUUCAACCCACUGUGAUGGACGGGAGGCGAUGCUACUGCAAGGUCCCUGAAAUAACAACCACAUCAACUACAACAUCUACUACAACGACCGCCACUACCACGUCUACAUCUACAUCAACAUCCACUUCUACCACAACAUCAACAUCCACUUCUACCACGUCUACAUCUACAUCAACAUCCACUUCUACCACAACAUCAAUAUCCACUUCUACCACAACAUCAACAUCCACUUCUACCACGUCUACAUCUACAUCAACAUCCACUUCUACCACAACAUCAACAUCCACUUCUACCACGUCUACAUCUACAUCAACAUCCACUUCUACCACAACAUCAACAUCCACUUCUACCACGUCUACAUCUACAUCAACAUCCACUUCUACCACAACAUCAACAUCCACUUCUACCACGUCUACAUCUACAUCAACAUCCACUUCUACCACAACAUCAACAUCCACUUCUACCACGUCUACAUCUACAUCAACAUCCACUUCUACCACGUCUACAUCUACAUCAACAUCCACUUCCACAACAACAUCAACUACAACAGAAACAUCAACGUCAACAACAUCAUCUACAACUGUGGACUACUGCGGAGCCUGUGACAAGACCUUCACAGUGACACAAACUGAAUAUCCCAAGAAUGGUAGUAUUUACUCCACUACUUGGUUAACGCCAAACUAUCCUGAAAACUACCCUGAUGGUUGCAGUUGCACAUUUACCUUCACUAUCCAUGGAAGUGGGUUCGUGCAAGUUGCUUUCGAAUCUGAUGACAAGAUUUACACCGAUUCCAACUGUGAGAUUGAUCACUUGGAAUUUACUGGAGACCUACAAAAUGUGAACAAUAAACACCUUUGCGACCUGAGCAACGAAAAAGGAUACAUGAUGUCGUCCAGUGUCUCCUCAGCACUGAGCUUCACUGCUCUGUUCGUGUCCUCCUGCGACGACGAUUGCAAAGUGGGCAAGGGAUUCAAAAUGACUGUGACGUUCCAGACCAUGUAAGAGAGAUGAACCAGAUCCAAAGAAUCUAAUUCUUUGCCAAGAUGACGGAUGGUUUUGGAACACAUUGUACGAUUGAGUGGAAUGGAAACUCAUAUUCCAAUACGUGGCUCUUGCUUUCCAUAUGUAUACAGCUAUAUACAGCGACAGAUCUAUGUUGAUACAUACAACACGUAUUCGGCAAUAUAUAGACUGGAUGAAAUAACGACGAAAUAUCACUCAUAGAACCAAAAAGAGAGACCAUAUAAUUCCAUUAUCGUAUUUGCACCUCUGGCCAUGGCUAUUGGAUUAGUUUUCGUUUUUCAGGUGAUGUAAAAUUGCAUAAGUAUCCGAAUAAAAUAAUUUGUACUUAUUAGAACACCCAAUGCAUGCUAAUUCUCCUUUAUAUUUACAAAAAAAUUGGUAGCGGUAUCUUUCUAAAUUCACCAUAUCUUAUGAUCAAUGACAUUCAGACAUUUCGGUUCAACCAAUUUUCGAAUCCUUUGUUAAAUCAGCCGAUUAAUCACUGCAAUAUAGCCCAGUGGGGGAACUACGUCAAUACCAACAUAAGAACUAUC